GGCCUUCACUGCACCUUCCUGCCACUCCGGGCAGCAUCUGGGCCCUCAGCUCCCUCUCCGUCUACUGGUCCCUACAACACCGCUGGCCCCAUAGCCACCGGCCCCAGGGAUCCCAGCCCAGGAGGACGAAACGCUGAGCCUAGAGACAUGAGAGUCCAUGGAGCAUUCCACCUUCUGCUCGUGUGCCUGAGCCCAGCACUGCUGCCCGCUGUGCGGAUCAGUGGGAAUGAAAAAGAAGUCCUGAACCUGGCAGAAGGUGACAGUGUGAGACUGAACUGCCCCUACAUCCUGGACCCUGAGGACUCUGGUUCUGAUGCGCUGGGCAUCGAGUGGAUGCAGGUCAACCCAGAACCCUCACGUCAGGAGAAAGUGUUCCUUAGUUACCGGGACAAGAGCGUCAACCAUGGCGACCUCCCCGAUCUGCAGCAGAGGGUCCGCUUUGCAGCCCCAGAUCCCAGCCAGUACGAUGCCUCCAUCAACCUCUCGAACCUGCAGGUAGCUGACGCAGCUAUCUAUGAGUGCCGGGUGAAGAAGACCACCGUGGCCACCCGGACGGUCAUCAUCACUGUCGCAGCACGGCCUGUGGUGCCCACGUGCUGGUUUGAGGGCCACAUGUCAUACGGCCACGAUGUGGUGCUGAAGUGCUUUGUCAGUGGGGGCAGCCCGCCUUUCACCUACAAGUGGAACAAGAUCAGGGGGAGAACCUACCCCUACCGUGCCAGUUCCUACCAGUCCCAGGACACCUUCCAGUCUGAGUUCUCCUACGACGAGUCCUUCAGCUCCAUAAGUCAAGUUUCAGGCAUGAGCCAUGGUGAGGUGGUGUUGCUGGACAUCUCCCACAACGAUGAUGGGCUGUAUCAGUGCACAGUGGCCAACCGUGCAGGCCACAGCGUAUGUGUGGUGGAGGUGAAGGUCUCAGGAGGCUGGCACAUAGGAAUAAUCAUUGGCAUAGUGCUGGGCUCUUUACUCUUGCUGGGCUGCCUGAUGUUGGGCAUCUGGUGGCUCGUCUGCUGCUACUGCAGGCGGCCCCGCGGUGCCUUCUGCUGCCGUGGCCAGGUCCGCAGAAAUGCCUGCUGCGACUUGCCUAAUGAUAUCAGAGAGGACGACGUGGCGCCCGGGUGCAAGGCCAAAGGGCGCGGCAGCAGCGUUACCCACAUCCUGGGGUACCCGAUGCAGAAGAUCAGGCACUCCCUGAGCCUCAGACACGCGACUCCUCACUGCGAGGGCCCCGAGCACUUGGCCCUGGCGUCCAGCGCCGCCGCCGCCGCUCUAGACUGCAAAGCGGACCAGUCCCGGGUCUACGUCAAGGUCCAGAGUGCAGAGCCAGCCGCCUGCGCCGCCGAGGGGCCGCUGCCGUGCAAGGAUGGCCUCCUGGUGUGAGCGCGCGGCGCCCGGCUCCUGCCCGGCCAGGAGGAGGGUGCGGGCUCUGCCUGCAGCUGGGGACGCGCUCGGGCCGGCGCCGACCUCGCCUGCCCAGGGCCGCCUGGCGGCAGGGAACCUGGAAGAGUUUCCCUCGGGAGCUGAGUUGGGCGGCUGCGCCUCCUCCCCUAAAGUGGGAGGGGGAGGAGGAGGGAAUAGAGGCCAUCUCGGCCCUCUCCGCAUCCCCGCGGCCCUGAGGCUCGGGCAGAGGGAGGAAGGAGGAAGUGUCCGAGAGCGCUGGAGGCCGGAGACCAGGUGUCCCCAGCCAAGGCAGAAAGACCUGGGGGCCGGGUGGGUGGGGGUCUGGACUGAACUGUGCGUGUGAGGCCUGAGCUCCGAGGCGGCAGUGUUAGCACAAUAAAGAAAAUGUAAGACUCGA
Delphinapterus leucas (beluga whale) is the source of this 1798-nucleotide messenger RNA. RefSeq names its product V-set and immunoglobulin domain containing 8 (gene VSIG8). Lineage: Eukaryota; Metazoa; Chordata; Mammalia; Artiodactyla; Monodontidae. Gene Ontology annotation, cellular component: intracellular anatomical structure. The record is from RefSeq and is a predicted model, not a curated record.